UAGUAAACCAGCUCUUCAAGUAGCUUGGUCUCUCUGGCUGGGCCUCUGGAAGCAGUCACCAUCGGUGCUCAGAGUGCCUGGGUAAGAAAGCCCUUUCAAGCAAACAUAGGGAAUGCUUUGGAAAAGAUACCAUAUUUCAGCGUGUUUGCUAUUCAGAGUGCUUAGGUAAAAGGGCUUUGCUAAUUACGUUUUAAUCAGCUUUAAAGGCAGUGAAGGGCAAUACAAAGUCAAGUGCCUGCCAGUUCAGCAAGAAGCAAAGGAACUGAAUCCAAAGAAAGAUCAUGGGAAUUCUCUAUUCAGAGCCUAUUUGUCAGGCAGCAUACAAUAAUGACUUGAAUGAAGUGCAGCUCCUUUUGGAUGAAGAUGGCAAUUCUUUGAACAUCCAGGACAGUUAUGGUGGAGACACGCCACUAAUCUGCGCCUGCAAACAGGGACAUAACAGAAUAGUCAGCUACCUUCUGAAAAGAAAUGCUGACGUGAACAUAAAAAACGAUAAAGAGCGAACGUGCUUGCAUUAUGCUGUCAGAAAACGGUUCAACUACCUUGACUAUCUUCUCAUUGUCAUCCUAAUGCCUGUUUUACUUCUUGGGUAUCUCCUUAUGGUAUCUAAGAGUAAGCAGAAUGAAAACCUUAUCAAGAUGUUACUCAGAGCUGGUGCAGAUGUAAACGCUAUAGACAACUCAGGAAGAACAGCUCUUCACUAUGCCUGUGAAAUGAAGAACCAGUCCAUCAUUCCUCUUCUAGUCGAAGCAGGUGCUGAUCUUUCCAUAAAGGAUAAGGAUGAUGAAACACCACUGGAUAUAGCAAGAAGACUGAAGUUCAUUAACAUAGAAUCCAUAUUAAAGAAAGAAUGAUAGACUGUAAUGGGAUAUUGACACAGUUGUUAGAAAAAAUGCCACCUGCUUUGGAAAUUCAUUCUGAUAAGUGCCAUUUGGUCAGCAUUUGAAAGUCAUGAUGUUUACAGCAGCGAUAUAGCAAUAGAGUGUUUUAAAUCUCCUGCUAUGUAGCCCUGCAUGAUGUGAUUUUACCAGGACAUGCUUUUUUUUUUUACCAUUAAGAGGUAAUGCCUUUGAUUUAUUUUUUCUUACUCAAGUAAGACACUUGUAACAGU
Molecule: messenger RNA, 1111 nt
Organism: Gekko japonicus
Lineage: Eukaryota; Metazoa; Chordata; Lepidosauria; Squamata; Gekkonidae
Gene: ANKRD22
Product: ankyrin repeat domain 22
Exons: 6
Coding region: 282-854 (190 amino acids)
Molecular function (GO): protein binding
Source: RefSeq, a predicted model, not a curated record